AUUCCAGGUCAUGCUGUGUUCUGUCGGGAUGGCCCUUGCUUGACACGCGUGUGCUGUGUUUGGGGCGUCUGUGAACGACAACAGAAGAGUGGUCUCUGAUCGGGUGGCGGGGUUGUCUAGGCGCUGGGUCUGUGCGAUGCAGAAACUUGGGGGGCAUCCUUUUUGCCCGGGAAGGGGCAACCCUCGGCAUUGAAGCAUUGAACCGUCCUGGUCGGAGAUGCUGGGAGAGGAGGAGGACGGGCCUUCUGUCUGCCAUGGCUCUUGCAAACCAAAACAGUCGUUUGAAUGAAUCGUCAUCGUCAUCGUGUGCUGCUUUUUCACCCCAACUACAUCCUAUGGGAAAAUAAAUCCAGCUUUAAGAAAUGCCACAUCACAAAAGAGGAUAACAGCCUCUUCAUGCUAAAAUAUUAAGGGCUGACUGUAAAGACACUGCUCUGUGCUCUGAUGCUGCGCCAAGACAUUGCUGUGCUCAAACUGUGAGAAAAGGCACCUUCUCCAUGACAACAUGUCAUCAAAAGAAUACAGCCCCCGCCAAGGGGCAAAAUCCCGUGGUGUGCAGCGGGCCUCAACAAUUGAUGUCACCUCUGACAUGCUUGCUAUGUCUUUGGCAGGAAAUAUUCAAGAUCCAGAUGAGCCCAUCUUAGAAUUUAGUUUAGCUUGCAGUGAGCUGCUUACUCCAUCACUAGAUAGAAAGCCAAAUAGUUUUGUAGCAGUGAGUGUAACCACACCUCCUCAGGCAUUCUGGACAAAACAUGCUCAGACAGAAAUUAUUGAGGGAACAAGCAAUCCUAUCUUUCUAAGCAGUAUUGCCUUUUUUCAAGACUCUCUUAUUAACCAGAUGACACAAAUAAAACUUUCUGUAUAUGAUGUUAAAGAUAGAUCUCAGGGAACUAUGUAUUUAUUGGGUUCUGUGAUGUUCACUGUAAAGGAGCUGCUUCAGGAGAGGAAUCAUCGGUUGCACUUAACGCUGAGGUCUGCUGAAAGUGACCGCGUGGGCAACAUUACAGUGAUAGGAUGGCAAAUGGAAGAAAAAACGGACCAAAGACCUCCGGUGACCAGGUCUCCCGACACCAUCAAUGGAAGGACUGUACUUCCCGUUGAUGAAAGUUUAACAGAGUCUUUAGGAGUAAGAUCCAAAUAUGCUUCACUACGGAAAGAUUCAUUGCUGAAGUCUGUGUUUGGAGGGGCCAUUUGUCGGAUGUAUCGUUUCCCUACCACAGAUGGAAACCAUCUGAGGAUCUUGGAACAAAUGGCAGAGAGUGUGUUGUCCCUACAUAUCCCCAGACAGUUUGUGAAGCUGUUGCUUGAAGAAGAUGCUGCAAGGGUUUGUGAGCUUGAAGAGUUGGGAGAACUGUCUCCUUGUUGGGAAAAUCUUCGUCGACAAAUAGUUACGCAAUACCAAACAAUUAUUCUGACUUACCAGGAAAAUCUCACAAAUUUGCAUCAGUAUAAAGGUCCAUCAUUCAAAGCAAGCAGCUUGAAAGCUGACAAAAAGCUAGAAUUUGUGCCCACUAAUUUGCAUAUACAACGAAUGAGAGUCCAAGAUGAUGCAGGAUCAGAUCAGAAUUAUGAUAUUGUAACUAUAGGAGCUUCGGCAGCUCACUGUCAAGGUUUUAAAUCUGGAGGUCUGCGGAAAAAGCUACAUAAAUUUGAAGAUGCAAAGAAACACAGUUAUGAGGAAUGUUGCACAUCAUCCAACUCCCAGUCAAUAGUGUACAUACCACAGGAUAUAAUUCGAGCGAAAGAGAUUAUCGCACAGAUCAACACCUUGAAAACUCAAGUUAGUUACUAUGCAGAAAGACUUUCCAGAGCUGCCAAGGACAGAUCAGCCAAUGGACUUGAAAGAACACUUGCCAUUCUCGCAGAUAAGACCCGGCAGUUGGUCACUGUCUGUGACUGCAAACUCUUGGCAAAUUCAAUCCAUGCACUGAAUGCUGCUAGGCCGGAUUAUAUAGCUUCAAAGGCCUCUCCAACCUCUACAGAGGAAGAACAAGUAGUGCUAAGGAAUGACCAAGACACUUUGGUGGCCAGAUGGACAGGAAGAAAUAGCCGGUCUUCUCUGCAGGUGGACUGGCAUGAGGAAGAGUGGGAAAAGGUUUGGGUGAAUGUUGACAAAAGUCUUGAGUGCAUUAUCCAGAGGGUAGACAAACUUCUCCAGAAAGAACGUUUGCAUAGUGAUAGCAGUGAAGAUGUUUUCCAGUGUGAUGUCAGCAGUUCUAGCAAGAAAGGUAAACAGGAUACUCGAGCAUACUGGAUAAAGCCAAAAGCCUUAAAUGAGACCUCAUCUUCAUCAUCCCUACCAUCAUCUUCAUCCAUAUCAUCCUCUGCAUGCCAUUGUCCCAGAGUCACAAAUUGCAGUCCCACUCCUGAAGAGUCAAGCCCAGGUGAAUGGAGUGAGGCUCUUUACCCACUGCUGACAACGCUCACAGACUGUGUGGCCAUGAUGAGUGACAAGGCAAAGAAAGCAAUGGUCUUUCUCUUGAUGCAGGAUAGUGCACCUACAAUCGCUCUUUGCUUGAGCCUUCAGUAUCGUCGAGAUGUUGUCUUUUGCCAAACCCUUACAGCCCUUAUUUGUGGCUUCAUUAUCAAGCUGAGGAACUGCCUGCAUGAAGACGGAUUCCUGAGGCAGCUCUACACCAUUGGCCUGCUGGCACAGUUUGAAAGCCUUUUGAGCACUUAUGGUGAAGAGCUGGCAAUGCUAGAAGACAUGAGUUUGGGGAUAAUGGACUUAAGGAAUGUAACAUUUAAAGUAACUCAGGCCACAUCAAGCGCAUCUGCUGACAUGCUGCCAGUCAUUACAGGAAAUCGUGAUGGAUUUAAUGUGAGAAUUCCAUUGCCAAGCACCUUAUUUGAUGCGCUGCCUCGUGAGAUUCAGAGUGGCAUGCUACUGAGAGUUCAGCCUGUACUCUUCAAUGUGGGGAUCAAUGAACAGCAAACCUUAGCAGAGAAGUUUGGGGACACCUCAUUACAAGAAGUGAUUAACAUGGAAAGUUUAGUGCGAUUGAAUUCCUAUUUUGAGCAGUUCAAAGAAGUUUUGCCUGAAGAUUGUCUACCUCGAUCUCGUAGUCAAACGUGCCUGCCUGAACUGCUGCGGUUUCUGGGACAGAAUGUACAUGCAAGGAAAAAUAAGAAUGUUGAUAUUCUUUGGCAAGCUGCUGAGAUUUGCCGCAGACUCAAUGGGGUUCGGUUUACAAGCUGUAAAAGUGCCAAGGAUAGGACGGCCAUGUCGGUGACUCUGGAGCAGUGUUUAAUAUUGCAGCAUGAGCAUGGAAUGGCUCCUCAGGUCUUCACCCAGGCCCUGGAAUGCAUGCGGAGUAUUGGAACACGGGAGGUAGUCACCCAGAAGAACUUGUGUGGCCUGGUGCCCAUCCGGGAUUUCAGGCUAGAUCCCAGUCUCCUCUACUCUAUUCCUAUGCUAGCUCUAAGCCCCAAUUUACUGAUUGUGUGGCUGUUUCUGAGUAUUGCAUACCUGGUGGCCAGAUUACGUUGCAAAUGAAGAUGAAUUUUAAAAGCAAACAAAGCAAAAAUCCAAUGAAGUGCCAGAAUGUUUAUCACCACCUGGUACCUAUUUGUCAAAAGAAUGUGUCAUAGCAUUGUCUGCCAAGAAUUAUUAUUAUGCCUUACAAUUUUCUGUUUCUAUUGUAUUAAACAUGUAAAUAUACAUCAAAUUAUUUUAUGAAAAGGAAUUGUAUUGAACGCUUAAACUGUUGUUACGCUUUCAGUGCUUGUAACAUAGUCUGAUAGCGGCCUUUACCUCGGUACUUUAGAUAGCCUGAAGAUUAGUUUCUCUUACCAAAUAUUUUUCAGGCAUCCAAAUCCUCUUUCUUUCUCUCUCAUGUAGUUUUGUUUCACAUGUUUCAUGUACUCUAGAGAAAAGAACUGUCUAAAAAGAAUUUGUAUUUUUUUUGUAUAUUCUUAAAAAUAUGUCAGUCCUACUUUUCAUAUUUACAUGAUACGGGAAGGGGAAAAGUGGGCGUUUGUAACACAUUCAUUUGAACACUUAUACUGAAUAUCUUUCUAAUCUGAACUUCCAAGCAUAAUCUCUAAAUUAGGAUAGUCUGUAGAACCAUGCAUUUGUUUCUUUGUCAUGUUUAAAUCUGUUGCAACAUACUGUACCAACUAAAAAAUUAACUUGAAUUACAGUAUACUGCAUGCAAUAUACUUUCAGUAUAUUUAUAUAUCUACUUUUUUGCUGUAUCAAAGAGGGGAAAGUAUGUAGAAAGAAUAGCGUACUAAUCAUAUGUAAUUCCAUUUGAAUCUUCUUCGGAAAAAUAUUUUUAUAGUACGUGUGAGGCUAUCAUAUGUUGUUUAAUACUGAUGUUAAAUAUUGCCAUAAAAAAUUGCACUAAUUAGCUCACUGUUAACUUUAAGAUAGUUCUGAUGAAAUAAUCUUAAAUAUUUGAAAGAUUCUAAUAUUUGUCAGAUACUGUUCCCAGCCAAUUACCCUCAAAGUUAAAUGAGAAUUAAUUUCUACCAUUAUUAUGUGGAUUUCCUCAAACAUGCAAAUUUUCAUAUUCAGAAAGGUCUUUCAGCUGAAAUAUAAAAUUUCCAAAUUUCCAUUUACAAGAAAAAAUACAACAUAAAACAAAUAAAUCAUCGAAACAUAUUUGAGAGAAGACCAAAGAUCAGCCAAACUCCUAUUCUGAAAGGCUUUCCAAAACUCUAGCAGAGAAAUAAAGUUCAAGAGAUGAGCUUUUUUCUUCAGCAGUGUCAGAGUUUAUGGACUGAUACCUUAAUGGUCCUACUUCUACCUGUUCCUGUCCUAAAUUGUCUGAACAGUGUUCCCAGUGAGCAGUACAUAAAAACUAGACACUCUGGGGUAUGGGGGGAGCUGAUGAAGGGAAAGCACAAGGUAUGAAAGUAUCAGGUAGAGUUAAAGAUUAAAAAAAUAACUCAAAUUGUGCUUAGAAGCAGAUUGAUAACUAAUAUAACUAGUGCAGAACAAGCGGAAUAUGUGCACAUCUUUCAUGUACACAUUUAUUUUAAAAUAUUGAUAUGAGUCAUGACUAUGUUUGUUUUGCCACCUGACUCGCAUAAUAUAUAUUGUACAAGAACAGUUAUGGCAGUAAACCCAUUCAUUUCAAUCAGUUGUACUGCCUCAUAAUGCAUGAUGUCUUGAUAGGAAAAAUUCCCCUGUUCAUUUGAAGAUAGUUUCAGGUGGAUUGCUGUGUUGGUCUGCUGGUAGAGAAGCUAGAUUUGAGUCCAAUGGCACCUGACAGAUCCACACGGUUACCAGGGUAUAAACCUUCAAGAGUCAGAACUCCCUUCAUUACAUUCAAUUAAUUUGAAGUUACCAUUGCAUGUAUCAAAUUCUGCCUCUCAAAAAAGGAUCCUGCUCACUGGGGGUCUGGAUCACCUCAGUUUGCAAGGGCGUUGUUUACAGUGUGUACCAAAACUUGUUCAUUUAGGGUAGUUUUUUUGUGAACCAGAAUAUUGUUUUUAAUAUUUAUUUUUCUUCCUUCAAGCUGCCACAGAUAAUUAAUUUACAUACUCUGUAUAGUAGAUCUCCUCCUUUCUGAUGGUGAAGACCGUUUAGUAGCUGCUAUAUGUACAGAGUUUUGUGCGCAAAUCGGAACCCUGGAAUAAUCUGGCUUGCACCAAAUGGACUGCAGUUUGUAAAAGCAUAAGACAGUACACAUAUAUUUCCAUUAUAAUGAAAAGAUACUAUGCCUUUUUUUGUAAUUGUAACUGUUCUUUAGAACAUUUUUUUGCUUUAAAGAGAAGACACAAGAGACACUGAAUAAUAUGAAUUGUUGUCAAGACAGAUACAUUAAGGAAUUCAGAGUUUCAAUACAAUGUUUGAGUAAGGAAAGUAAAACCAUUUCUUGUCAGAUAAAACCACAUAAAACUGCAUAUUAUAGGAAACUGAGUUGAUGAAAUUGGUUAAUCCCAGCCAUGUAAGAAUAUGUGCACAAUCCAGGUAACGAUAAGCAAAUGUUGGUUCUUGAUUUCAGUACAAGAGAAUGAAUAUGCUUAACUUUCCAAUUAAAACCAACUGAUUUUUUUAAAAGCUUGUUUGGCUGGGUUGGGCCUUGCUUUGAAAUUGGAAUAAAUGAUUAUUAAUGAAAAUCUCUGUUCACCUUGGAAAUAAAGAUACUAUAGGUUGACAAGGAGCAUGCUAAUUGUUACUGUCAUUAGUGUCUAAACUAUGAAUAAAUUGCAUCUGUCA
This is a messenger RNA of Sphaerodactylus townsendi, 6169 nucleotides long. It is a transcript of the gene INPP4A, whose product is annotated as inositol polyphosphate-4-phosphatase type I A. Gene Ontology annotation, molecular function: phosphatidylinositol-3,4-bisphosphate 4-phosphatase activity. Gene Ontology annotation, cellular component: cytoplasm. Bases 506 to 3496 code for a protein of 996 amino acids. Lineage: Eukaryota; Metazoa; Chordata; Lepidosauria; Squamata; Sphaerodactylidae. The transcript is spliced from 26 exons. The record is from RefSeq and is a predicted model, not a curated record.